CGCGAUAUCUUACGGUAAGAUACACUUUGCUAACCCACGGAUGGUCCGAUCUGGGUUUCCCGACGCGCUAUGGAACUGUCUUGGGUGGUAUGGGUUCCAUUGUCUUGGAGGGUGAGGGGAAUACUCCGUAUACUCUGUAAUGAUAGCGAUAAUUAUGAAAACAAAUUCACGCGCACACCCACAGAGAGAGACAUCAGGAGAAAGGCAGCGCGUGGGAUGCAAAAAAGGCAAACCGGCCGCAUCCUCCCCCUCAAUGGAGGGAAUCUACUCCCUGCGCUCUUCAAUGCCUGCCAUCGAAAUCCUUUUCAUCCUUCCCCCUUUUCUUCCUUUCUCCCUCUCGCUCUCACUCUCACCAAAUUGAUUGCUGGCAUUCUCCACAUCCACAGUAACCUCGCCAGCACGCCUGAUCUCGGCUACACUAUUCCUACGGAGGUCCAUCUUCCCUCCCCGCAAUUGAGCCUCCAUCCCCGGAAAGCUGGCCUCCUUUCGCUCGGGGAUCGGCAGAUUCCUGGUUCAUGUAAUAUGGAUUGGCGGCUGUCUUUUCCUAGACCAUGUUCCCAGCUCGGUUACUGAAUAUUGAGCAGGUACUCUCUUUCCCGAUGGAGAGAGCCAUUGAAUGGCUGUAUUCUCCACCCGCUGUGCUCACUGC
Messenger RNA from Aspergillus steynii IBT 23096, 649 nucleotides. RefSeq lists its product as uncharacterized. The transcript has a single exon. The coding region runs from base 70 to 573 and encodes 167 amino acids. NCBI's taxonomy places the organism in Eukaryota, Fungi, Ascomycota, Eurotiomycetes, Eurotiales, Aspergillaceae. The record is from RefSeq and is a predicted model, not a curated record.